Myzus persicae (green peach aphid) is the source of this 1179-nucleotide messenger RNA. RefSeq lists its product as uncharacterized. Bases 1 to 1179 code for a protein of 392 amino acids. The transcript is spliced from 3 exons. The record is from RefSeq and is a predicted model, not a curated record. Lineage: Eukaryota; Metazoa; Arthropoda; Insecta; Hemiptera; Aphididae. Gene Ontology annotation, molecular function: protein dimerization activity.
AUGCAAGGGCAUUAUUCUGGUUUGAAAACACGUAUACAAGAAGAAAAUCCUCGUGCAAUUUACGUUUGGUGUUCCGCCCAUAUUUUCAACUUAGUUGUAGUUGAUACUUGCGACUGCUGCUUAGAAACAAAGUCAUUUUUUGGCAAUAUCAGCUCAUUGGUAGAAUUUAUGCGAGCUAGAAAGCGAACUGCAAUAUUCUUGAAAUGGCAAGGAGAAUUGUACUCACAAGAACAGAAACGUCGAUUAAAACGAUUUUCAUCUACAAGUUGGUCAUCACAUGAUAGGGUGUUAAUUGUGGUGCAAGAGAAAUAUUUCGCUUUGUUAAAAACUUUAAAUGAAUUGACCACACUAAAGGAUUCUGACCGGGAUAUGAUAGUUAAUGAUGCUAAGUUAUUUGUACAUGAUAAAAAUCUAGAAGAAAAAGAUUUUAAACAGACAAGACCAAGGAAAAUAAAAAUGAUGUCUGGAGAAAAAACGAGAGAUGAAAUUUCUUCAUCGCCUAGUGAUAUGUUCCGAAGAAAUGUUUAUUACAAAGUGUUAGAUGCUAUUAUUACAUCUAUUACUGUAAGGUUUAGUGACUCUAGAGAAAUACUUAAAGAUUUGUGUUUACUGUCUCCUGAGCGAUUAAUGACAACGAAUGAAAACAAAUUACCACAAAAUGCUUUUGAUAAUCUGCAAAAAUGGAUUGUACAUAUUGACAAAAUUGCAUUAAGAACUGAAUAUUUAACAUUUAGGAAAAGCUUAAGUGAACUACUAAAUGGUCAUGAACUUAAAUUCAAUUAUUCUACACCAAAUUAUGAAAAUAGUCAUAUAAGUUCUGAUGACAGCCCAAGCCCAAGUUCAGAUGAAAAUGAAGAAAAAACAGAAGACAACAAUGAACAACUUUCAUGUAUAAAAAUACUUGAGCUAUUAUCAAGUUAUGGUUUAAUUGAUGCGUUUCCAAAUUUAUAUAUGGCCUACAAGUCAUUGAGUACCAUUCCAAUAUCAUCGGCUUCUGCUGAGCGUAGUUUUUCAAAAGUGAAAUUGAUAAAAAAUAGAUUGCGAUCCUCAACAGGGCAAAGCCGUUUGGAAAGUCUUUUAAUUCUGAGUACUGAAAAAGAUAUUCCUAUUGACAUAAACAGUGUCAUUGAUCAAGUUGCUCUAUCUUCAGAGAUUAAUGUUUUCUUAAAUUGUUUUUAA